CUGAGAAAGGAAGAGAAGAGUGGAGUUACAAAGCCCAAGUUACCAGAACUCAACCCAUCUGAUAGCAAUGCCAAAGCUUGGGGAAAAACUGGUGGAGUUUAUAUCCCUCCGUUCAAACUAGCACGCAUGAUGAAGGAGGUGGACGACAAGAGCAGCGUAGAGUAUCAGCGUCUUACGUGGGACGCUCUCCGUAAAAGUAUCAACGGGCUGGUGAAUAAGGUUAACGCAAGCAACAUCAAGAACAUUAUACCUGAGCUGUUUGCUGAGAAUCUCAUCAGAGGAAGGGGGCUUUUCUGCCGUUCGUGUAUGAAGUCUCAGAUGGCGUCUCCUGGGUUUACCGAUGUCUUUGCAGCUUUGGUCGCUGUUAUCAACGCCAAGUUCCCCGAAGUUGCUGAACUUGUUCUUGCCACUGAUCUUCCUUUUUUUACUUCAAUUGUUAAUACAGGAAUUUUUGAGAGGUUUCGUGGUAUACUGCACGAGGGAGAUAUUGAUAAGAGAGUCCAGUAUUUGAUUGAAGGGCUCUUUGCUAUUAGGAAAGCAAAAUUUCAGGGACAUCCAGCUGUUCGUCCUGAGCUAGAUCUUGUUGAAGAUAAAUAUUCGCAUGAUGUAUCUCUUAACGAUGAAAUAGUUCCUGAAACCUCUCUGGAUGUUUUCAAACCUGAUCCUGACUUCAUUGAGAACGAGAAGAAGUACGAGGCGCUGAAGAAGGAGUUACUUGGUGAGGAUGAGUCUGAGGAUGAAGAUGGCUCUGAUGCUAGCUCAGAGGAUUAUGAUGAGGAGGAAGAAGAUGAGUCUGGUGAAGAACAAAUGAGAAUAAGAGACGAGACAGAGACUAAUCUUGUUAAUCUUAGGAGGACAAUAUACCUUACCAUAAUGUCCAGCGUCGAUUUUGAGGAAGCUGGUCACAAGUUGCUUAAAAUUAAACUUGAACCAGGUCAAGAGAUGGAACUGUGCAUAAUGCUCCUGGAAUGUUGCUCUCAGGAGAGAACGUAUCUGCGGUACUACGGUUUGUUGGGUCAGCGUUUCUGUAUGAUCAACAAGAUUCACCAAGAGAAUUUCGAGAAGUGUUUCGUUCAGCAGUACUCUAUGAUCCACCGUCUUGAGACGAACAAGCUGCGUAACGUGGCUAAGUUUUUCGCUCAUUUACUGGGCACAGAUGCUCUCCCAUGGCAUGUGCUUGCCUACAUUCGUUUAACCGAGGAGGACACGACUUCAUCCUCUCGUAUCUUCAUUAAGAUCCUUUUCCAGGAAUUGUCAGAGCACUUGGGGAUAAGGCUGCUUAAUGAGAGGCUUCAGGAUCCAACAAUGCAGGAAUCACUUGAAUCCAUCUUCCCUAAAGACAAUCCAAAGAACACUCGGUUUGCUAUCAACUUCUUUACCUCCAUUGGUCUUGGAGGGAUCACAGAGAGUCUCAGAGAGUACCUGAAGAACAUGCCACGCCUCAUCAUGCAACAACAGAAGCAAGUUGCUAAAUCAGAAUCAGGAUCAGACAGUUCUGGUUCUGACUCAGAUUCAUCGUCAUCUUCUUCUAGUUCUGAUGAAAGCGAGAGAGAGACGAGGAAGCGAAGAAGAAGAAGAUCUUGAGGGAGAGGCUGUUUUGUUUAAAGUCAUUUCAACCAAAACUCUUCAGAUUUUGAAAUCUUGUUUUGGUUAAUUCAACUUGAAUUUACAUGAGACCUCAAUGAGCUAAUCAUCUAGGAUUCGGUUUCUUGCAUAAGUUGAUGGAUGCAUCAUAUGUAGCUUGCCGGUUCUCCGAGCUGGUUAUAUGAUUUUUGUUUUGGAUUUCAAAAGAAAUGUUAACAAACAACUCAAGUGUAAUUCUUGCCUCAGUUCCUGUUUAAACUGGUCUGCCUUCUGCUCAUUUGCUUGUAAACCUAUGAGAACGCUUUGAUGACUGAUCAAGUCAUCUGGAUCUGUUAUUGGAUAAG
This is a messenger RNA of Brassica oleracea var. oleracea, 1928 nucleotides long. RefSeq names its product pre-mRNA-splicing factor CWC22 homolog. Lineage: Eukaryota; Viridiplantae; Streptophyta; Magnoliopsida; Brassicales; Brassicaceae. The record is from RefSeq and is a predicted model, not a curated record. Gene Ontology annotation, biological process: mRNA splicing, via spliceosome. Gene Ontology annotation, molecular function: RNA binding. Gene Ontology annotation, cellular component: catalytic step 2 spliceosome.